Triticum urartu is the source of this 1894-nucleotide messenger RNA. RefSeq lists its product as uncharacterized. The record is from RefSeq and is a predicted model, not a curated record. Gene Ontology annotation, molecular function: DNA binding; DNA-binding transcription factor activity. Lineage: Eukaryota; Viridiplantae; Streptophyta; Magnoliopsida; Poales; Poaceae. Gene Ontology annotation, biological process: regulation of DNA-templated transcription.
AGAGCAGGUCACGCGGAGGGCAGCAGUGUAAAAUCACAAGGGGUGAUAAGAUCGAGAGGACGAGAGGAGGACUCCGUAGUGGCAUCCACCUGUGCCGUGAGUGAAUCUAUACCAUCUCCUUCCGCAACUACUUGUACUAGUACCUUUCUCCAAGCUCUGUCCCAACCCCCCACUCUGCUUCUAUCCCGCCGACCCGCCCGCCCGGCAGAACCCUGUCUAAACCCCCAAAAUCAUCCCAGGAUUACUCUCCUCCUCGCCCCGAUCCGCCGGGAGCAGCCGAGAGACGCCCCCCCCCUGCCCAAAUCCGGAGCUUCCUCUCUGGCUGCGAGGCAUCGGGCUGGGGAUUCCUGGCGCGGCGCCUUUGCUUGCUUCACCCGUUUCUUGGAGUGCGAGCUCGCUCACUGAGAGCGGCAGAUCUCAGCGCCGAGCCCCAGCAAAAGCUGCAAGCCCCCCCACCCAAGCCUUUCCUCGGCCAUUCUUCGCUGAUUCUGGCAAGUAUUUGCAAGGGGAAAGUUUGGAGAAGCUUUUUCGUCCUCUGGUUUCCCCAAAUUGGAAGACGCUUUCUUGGAUGAGAUUUGUGGUGGAAUCUCAGUAGCGCUGGUGGAGAUGGGGAUGUGUCCUGCCGACUCCCUCGCCGCCGGCCGGACCCGCCGCGCUGGGUCCCUCGCUCCCCUGCCCAAGCGCGUCUGCGUCUUCUUCGUGGACGCCGACGCCACCGAGUCCGAGUCCUCGGGGGACGAAGAGGUCAGGCGCGGCAGGCGGCGCGUGCGGAAGGUCAUCGACAUCAGCGUGAAGGCCUCCUCUCAGCCGUCUCCGGCGUCGUCCGUCCCGCGGAGACGGGCUCUGCUGCGGCGGCGGCGGGUGGCCAAGGCCGGCGACGGCGGCUACCGUCGGCGGUUCCGUGGCGUGCGGCAAAGGCCGUGGGGCAAGUACGCCGCGGAGAUCCGCGACCCGAGCCUGCAGAAGCGGCUGUGGCUCGGCACCUUCGACACCGCCGAGGAGGCUGCCGCCGUGUACGACGACGCGGCCGUGCGCCUCAAGGGAUCCCACGCCGUCACCAACUUCUCGUCCAGCUCCAGCUCCGACUCCGACUACGUCGCGUCCGCCAAGCCCCGCUCCCCGCCGCAGGCCAAGCUCCGUCCUACCGGGGAAGCGGCAGCAGAGGCCCCCGCGACCGUUCCCCCUUCCGCGCCGUCGCCGCCCUCGCAGCCCGAGCCCGAGGAGGACGACGCCGACUCGUUCAACCCGUUCGCCUCGUCCCUCACCCCCGUCCUCCGUCGCGCGCCCGGCGAGGCGCCCCGUCCAGUGGACCACCUGUACGGGGAGCUCAGCGACCUGGCCUCGGCCGCUCCGCCGUCCAAGGCGGUGGAGUUCGACUGGCAGCAGCCGUGGUGGGACAGCGAACCGAAGGCGACGGAGUUCGACUGGCAGCUGCCGUGGUGGGAGAGCGAGGACUUCGUGAUGCCGCCGGCGGCGAGCGCCGUCAGCGUGAUAUGACGCCCCUGCCCCUACCCCCACCCCCUGCCGCGGCGUUUCGCGCCCUCGGGGCGGGCAGUGGCGGGAGACGCGUGAGGCAGUGGCGGGAGAUGCGUUGCGUUCCAGUACUGUUACUAUUAUUACUUCGUUUAUUAAUUAGAUCUACUAGUACUGCGUACACUCCAGUAGCCGCAGCAGCAGAGCAGAGGAGUGAAUGGUUGUUGCUUGUGGUGGUGGUGGUGGUGGUGGUGAGCUCAGGCGGGGGCCCCGCCCUUGUGCGUGACCCGCCUUAACUCGCACGUCUCCGGCGUGGAAAUGGAGCAGUGCGGUCGCGUCGCAGUGCCGACAGUGGCCGCAUGCCCGUUACUGUAAUGACGAGUAAAACUGUAAUUGUUGUCGUGAUGGUGUGUUUGUUUUA